Pygocentrus nattereri (red-bellied piranha) is the source of this 1652-nucleotide messenger RNA. RefSeq names its product proteasome 20S subunit beta 11a (gene psmb11a). Gene Ontology annotation, cellular component: proteasome core complex. NCBI's taxonomy places the organism in Eukaryota, Metazoa, Chordata, Actinopteri, Characiformes, Serrasalmidae. The transcript has 2 exons. The record is from RefSeq and is a predicted model, not a curated record. The coding region runs from base 339 to 1415 and encodes 358 amino acids.
AAUGAGAGUCGGCAACUAUAGUGAAACGGCAGACAUUUUGGCUCAACGACACGUUAAGACUGCUAGUUGCGGGCAAAAGCCACCGGAGCCGAAAUGGUGGCCACAGGGCGAGCAGUUUCUCUCGUUGCAAAGUCCCGCGAGAUUUGAAGACGAGCUUAGCUCACGCACAGGAGGGACGGGAAAACAAACGCGAAUACGGGCUACGUCACGAAUGGCUCCCUAUUCCCUGUUUAGGGCACUAUGAUGUCUGUGGAUUUCAGGAGAUUGCUCUGCACCACCCGGCUUCACUCUCCAUUUCUUCUGAUGAUACCACCCUGAGCACUUACCCAGGGGGCAAGAUGAAAACCACUGGGGGUCAGCCGUUUGAGAAAGAUGAUGGAAGUCCACUUCACCUUGUACUGCCACCUCAAAGGAGCCUUGUUCGAAGUCGGGGCAGGCAUUUCUCUUCAUCCUUGACCACCAUUCCAUGUCCUUUCACCCUGUCCCACGGCACCACCACAUUAGGUUUCACUUUCCAGGGUGGCGUAAUAGCGGCGGCUGACACCAGGGCUAGCUGUGCGGGUCUGGUCGCUUGCCCAGUUGCCCAGAAAAUAAUACCCAUCCACUCGCACAUGGUGGUGACUACUUCGGGCAGUGGGGCCGACUGUAUGCUGUGGGAGCGGAUUUUGGCCAGGGAAAUUCGACUGUACCAACUCCGCCAUGGCCGAAGACUCUCAGUCACUGGGGCUGCUAAGCUGCUUUCCUUCAUGUUACAUCCCUUCAAGGGCACUGAGGUGUGCGUGGCAGCUACGCUUUGUGGGUGGGAUGGAGGGGAUACAAGGUCAGAAUGGGACAAUAUGAGGAAAGAAGAUGAAAGUGCUUUUAGCCCUCUCCUAGAAAGUGAACCUAGUGCUAGUGCUAGCAGGGCAUCAUCAGAACUAGCCAUCGACAUAAGCACUUCAAAUACAGAAACUUCGGUUACAUCGCAGCAAGCCGAUGGGAUCUCCAAGGAAGUCGGUGGGACCGCGUCACAAGAUGGCUCAGAUCAAAUCUUAGCAGCUAGCUGCCGGUCAGGCCCCAGGGUGUGCUAUGUGUGCAGCGAUGGCCUACUCCUAAAAGGAGAAUUAAUUUCAGUCGGCUCAGGCUCUCCCUACGCCUACUCCAUACUCGAUGAUGGCUGGAAGUGGUCAAUGAGCGUAGAAGAGGCUGUGGCUCUAGCGAGGGAAGCAGUCUACAGGGCCACUCACAGGGAUGCAUACUCUGGGAACAACGUAGACCUGUUCCACAUCACUGAACGAGGAUGGUGCCGCAGGCGCAGGGAGGACCUGAAGGACGAGUACCACAGGGAAAGGAGGAGGGAGAAGGAGAUUGUGCAGCAGCAGGAGAGAGAAAAAGAGAAGAGAGAGAAUGUGCAGAAAAAGAAGACGGGAAACUGACGGACUGAAUAGUAACAGUAAAAAUGCACUUGUGGUCUUGAGUUGAUCAUUAAAGUGGCUGUAAAGGUGCGACUGACUUGCUUUGUUUCCCUUUUGCUUUGCAAAAUGACACGACUCUCAGCCAGUCACUGCUUUGCAACUGUAUCAAAACACUACUUUCUCCUUUUUUGCAACGAACCUGGAGUGAGAACGGUGAGGACUGUUAGUCUAAAAGGUGGUGAAAACCUGUUACUGAUC